Austrofundulus limnaeus is the source of this 5236-nucleotide messenger RNA. RefSeq names its product RUN and SH3 domain containing 2 (gene rusc2). The coding region runs from base 283 to 5136 and encodes 1617 amino acids. NCBI's taxonomy places the organism in Eukaryota, Metazoa, Chordata, Actinopteri, Cyprinodontiformes, Rivulidae. The transcript is spliced from 13 exons. Gene Ontology annotation, molecular function: protein binding. The record is from RefSeq and is a predicted model, not a curated record. Gene Ontology annotation, cellular component: cytoplasmic vesicle.
AUCCUGGAAUGUGUCUCCUGUUAUGUAACCGAGGGUCUGUGGAGGCCGGAUGUGCAGUGUUCCUGACUGCGUGUUUCGGCUGUGGUUUGAUUCUACGCUGUUGGGAUGUCCCACUCAGACCACGAUGUAGACUUCCCUGACCUCUCCCUCCAGUCCCUGGGUGGUCCUGCAGACGAGGGUCCAGCUGUGUGAAACCCAACGAGCCUCUCUUCAGCCGUCUCCUUCGUCCUCAGAGGGCUUCCAGAACCUCCAGAACCUACCUCCUCCUCUCCCUCCCGGGCCAUGGACAGCCCCCCUAAGCUGUCCGGCGAGACCCUGAUAGUGCACCACAUCCCCCUGGUGCACUGUCAGGUGUCAGGGGGCCGGCAGGGGGGCUGCGGGAGCUCGCUGAAGAGGAGCAACCCCUUCAGUCCCCCGGAGAACCUGGGUCUGAGCCGGACCACCUCGCUGCCUGAGAGGGACGUCCUCCAGAGGGAGGCUCUGCUCUACAGCAGCCUGAUCCAGACCUCCAGCGGCUCCUGGUCCUCCCGCGACGCAGGGAGCAAAGGAGGCGGGAGGGGCGGGAGCACGGCGAGCGACGACUCCUCCUUCACCUCCAGCAACUCCGAGGAGCAGCUGGUGACGGCCCACACGCUGCCCAGAACCAGAGCCAGGACCAGGAACCCUUUCCGGCACAACCCCUUCCUGCUGAACGCGGGGGACGAUGAGGACGACGAGGACGACGGGGACAACCUGAACGGUUACCUGGAGGACUCCUCCUUCCACCUCCACAGCCACACAAGCUCCGCCCUCGACGACGCCUCGGCUCCGUUCCACCUACACGACCUGGACCUGGACCUGGCCUCGGAGCCCUUCCUGCUGCACCGCUCCGCAGGAGGCAGCAGCCGGGGGUCCCUGAGGGGGGCCGCCUCGGUCUAUGCCUCGGACCUGUCCUCCCACCUGGAGGACCUGGACGUCCUGGGUCUGGACGCCCAGCGGCGUCACGGCAGCAGCGGCUCCAACGUGUCCAUGGACUGCGGCGAGCAGGACUGGGCGGACGACGACGACGAGGAUGAAGACCACCCGAUGAGGUGCGGGCGGAGCAGCAAGACGGACUCCUGCUCCUCCAGCUGCUCCGCCCAGCUGUGCUCCUGCUGCGCCCUGUCACAGAGCUUCCCCCAGCAGGGCUGCGGCAGCGACUCGUCCUGCAACAGCUCCGAAGGCGUCCUCGUCAACUUCAGCGCCAUUUUCAACAAGAUGAACAACGGCGUCCCGGAGAAGCCCCGGGCGGCCGGCUCCUCGGACCACUCCUGCGCCUCCUCCGUCUCCGACCUCCUGGGAAACCAGCAGGGCUCCACCGGGGGGGCCUUCUACCUGGACCUGCACACCUCCCCCACCGAGCCCCGCCCCCCGCAGCAGCCCAGCCUCUCCAGCACCUUCCCUCUGAUCCGCAAGCCCCGCCUGUCCACCUCCUCCACCUGCUCCUGCUCCGCGGAGCACCGGGGGCCCCUGGACCUCGACGCCAACUGCAACGCCUUCCUCCCCGCGUACGGCGGCUCCUCCGGCGACCUCACUUCCUGCCUGCAGAGUCAGGCGCGCCUGGUGGUCGCCACCCAGAACUACUACAAGCUGGUGACCUGCGACCUGUCGUCCCAGUCGUCCCCGAGUCCCGCUGGCUCCUCGGUCCACAGCUGCUCCGAGGACAACAGCAAGGGCAGCCCCACGCCGCCGCCACAGCCCAGCGAGUACUUCCUGUUCAGGCAGCGCGCUGACGAGGAGGAGGAGGAGGAGUCCCCUCAGCGAGAUGAUGAGGAUAAGGACAAAGAGAAGAGGAGGAGUCAGAAGGAGGAGCCAGCUGGCUCCGCCCCUGCGUCCACCAUCAUGGAAGGUCAGGUGUACGUCAACGUUUCUCCUCCCCUGGCGGGGCGCAGCGUCGUCGGAGGCCCCGCCCCCUCCGGGAACCGCCUCCGUUCUCGCAGCUACGACCGCAACCUGGACAAGUGUCCGUCCACGCGCCUCGGCUCUCUGGAGGGCAUGAUGAGCUGCCCCGUCCGGCUGAGCGAGGGCGCCGCCCAGGCCACGCCCCCUGCUCCUCCUCCUCCUCCGCCUCCUCCCCGCGUCACCUCCUUCGCGGAGAUCGCCCGGAGCAAACGCAGAAACGGAGGCUCGCCGUCGACGAAGGUGGCGGCUGGGGAUGCGUUCUCCUCCACGCACUCCCACUCCUCCGUGGACUUCUCUCCCAUCCUGGAGCAGCGGGUGGAAGCGGUCAGCCCGGUGGGCUCACCUGUCCCCUUUACCAGGUGUUACAGCCACGGCAGCAUGGAGCGCCACCUGGAGGGCAAGGCCAGGGCUGAAGGUGGUCUCUCCGGUUCUUCGGACCUUCAGCCAGCUGUGGUCCGCUACAGCAAAGACCAGCGGCCCACCACCCUUCCCAUCCAGCCCUUCACCUUCCACCACCAGUUCGCCUCCAAGCCCGCGCAGCCGAAGCCUCUGCUGCCCCUCCUCACGGGCUACGUGUCUGGGAUGCAGGCUCGCUCCGGCUCCGGUUCUGGUUCUGGAGCUGCUGCCGGCGAGGACGGUGAGGAUGCAGCCGAGAACGAGCGGGGCUCCGGCGGCGUCACGGCUCCUCCGUUAGAGUCCGUCCGGCCCUCACCUCUGGGGAGCUACUCCCCGGUUCGCCUGCAGGGGGCGCCCAGCUCCGGGACCUGCUCCACCUGCACCCCCAGCCCCCGGCCCACACACAGCCCCUCCUGUCCCCUCUCAGCGGGGCCCGGCUCGCUGCAGACCCCUCCCGCGGUAAAACACGGAGGAGGGUCGGCAGCGUUACCCCCGACUCCUCCUCCUCCUCUGUCUCUGGGCGUGAAGAGAGGGGUGGCCCCACCCACUCUGCCGGCGGCCCAGGGGCCGUGUUUCCACCGUGGACCGCUUCACGGGGACUCUCUGAGCCCGCUGGGCUGUUUGGACUCUGGGAAACACACGGACCAAAGCAAAGGUCCUGGAACCAGAACUCACAGUGCCCACCACCUCUCCCCCCAGGCUCUCAAAUGGAGAGAGUACCGCCGUCGAAACCCCCUGGGAGUGGAGCGGCUCUCCGGGGGCCACUCUUCCACCCGAUCGGGACCCCUCGCCUCGAACGUGGACCUCAGAAGGACCGGGGGAUCCCGACCCGCCCGUCGCAACGUGUUCGAUUUCCCCACAGCUCAGCCGGGCCAUGUGCUGGGCUGGACCAACGCCGAUCAUUGUUCGAAGCUGCAGCAGAGCUACAGCGACUUCCUGCCGGAUUACUUCUCCCUGACAGAGAAACCGCCUGAGGAGUUCUGCCUCUCGCCCGAUGCCUCCUCCUCCUCCUCUUCCUCCUGCUCUUCGUCUCAGUCGCACAUCUCCGUGGACCUGACGCAGAAAAGAGGUCUGGUGAAAGCCGUGAACAGAGCAGUGGAUCUGAUCGUGACCCACUUUGGAACCAGCAGAGACCCGGAUGUGAAGGUUGGUGAUUCUGGUUCUGGUCCUAUGAACUGUCUGGUCAGUCGGAGACAGAACCAUGAAAGAGGAGCAGAUCAAGCUUUAAAACUGAGGAUGAAAACGAGUUCUGCCUCCCACCAGGCUAAACUGGGGAACAGCUGGGUCAGUCCCAACGUGGGACACCUGAUCCUGAAGUACCUGUGUCCGGCGCUGCGGGACGUGCUGCAGGACGGCCUGAAGGCCCACACGCUGGACCUGAUCAUCGGGCAGCGCCGCUGUCAGCCCUGGAACGUGGUGGAGGCGUCCACGCAGCUGGGCCCGUCCACUCGUGUCCUCCACAGCUUGUUCUCCAAGGUGAGCCAGUUCUCAGAGCUGACGAGCCACAGCAUGAGGCUGAACUCCUUCAUCUUCGGCCUCCUCAAUUUGAAGUCCUUGGAGUUCUGGUUCAGUCACCUGUACACACAUGAAGACAUCGUAGCGGCUCAUUUCAGCCCGUGGGGUCUCCUCCCGCUCUCGCAGGGAGCCUGUAAGCCCCUCUUCGAGGAGCUGCUCCUCCUGCUGCAGCCGCUGUCGCUGCUGCCCUUUGACCUGGACCUGCUGUUCGAGCCCCGCCUCCUGCAGAAGGGGGAGGAGCAGCUGCGGCGCAAGGAGCAGCUGUGCUCGGCGGGUCAGAGCGCGGACCGGUCCGGCCGCUCCACCCUGCAGCUCAUGAGGGGCCGGAGCACCGCGGCGGGCGACCCGGUCAGAGACUCGGAGGCGAAGAGGGAGAGGGCGGGGCUUAGACGGCAGGGGACGUGGCCGAGAGAGGGGGCGGGGCGAGGUACGAGGGAUCGGUGCAAGGAGAGGGAGGCAGAGGGGCCGAGGCUGAAAGGAGUCGGGCAGGAGAGUCGGGACGAAGGAGCGGACCUGAGGGGGCGUCAGAGGGAGGACCGGCAGGCCGGCUGGUGGUACCAGCUCAUGCAGUCUUCCCAGGUCUACAUCGACCAGUCCGCUGAGGGGUCAAAGUUCAUCAAGACAGAGAAACGCAGGAAGUCCUCCGAGAGGCGGCAGAACCACGCCCCGCCCACCAGAGAAGGAGUGGUGGAAGGAGCCGAGGCCCACCAGGAAGGAGAGGGAGGGAGACCCGGCAGCUCAGGGUCCAGAGGAAGACCUUCAUGGAUGGGAAGCCCCCCAGAGUCGGUCCUGAGCCAGGAGAAAGACCCGACCCCUCCUCGUCAGGAUCCAGGGACUGGAGUCCAGGAGAAGAGCCCCUCACAGGGACAGAGUUUACGCUGGAUCCGGCUCUUCGGUUCUGCUGUUGGUUCUCCUCUGAGAGGGGGCGGAGCAGAACCCAGGGGGAGGAGCCAGAGGACCAGGACUCCCUCCGGCUGGCUGGGUUUGGACAGGUCCGUUCUGGACCUUGUAGCUCUGACUAUUGGAGUGGGCGGCGCAAAGAAGGCGGAGCCUCCUGCCUCACCGACCACAGCGCCAAACCGUCCGACUGAAACCAAUCAACUGUCUCCACGGAACGUGCGCGCCCUGUGCCACCACAUCGCCACCGAGCCGGGCCAGCUGAGCUUCAACAAGGGCGACGUCCUGCAGGUCCUGAGGAAGGCCGACGCCGACUGGCUGCUCUGCUCCCUGGGCUCCACGCGGGGUCUGGUCCCCAUCGUCUACGUCACCCUCAGCGGUGCCGAGGACCACCACAAACCGCUCUGAGCCGAGUCCCCCACACGGUCCUGGAGCCGGACCGGCGGGUCCACCAGGUUCUGACACAAAUCAGGAGGGACUCAUCAAAAAAAACACGUAAAAACAACCA